Messenger RNA from Caenorhabditis angaria, 5481 nucleotides. NCBI's taxonomy places the organism in Eukaryota, Metazoa, Nematoda, Chromadorea, Rhabditida, Rhabditidae. The record is from the annotation of a GenBank genome assembly.
AUGAGUGACUGUUUCAUCCCUCUAACUAAUCAAAUCUUGGUGACGCUUCUGGAGAGAUACAUUCCGAGAACAGUAAGAUUUUUUCAAAAAGUAGAAAUCAAUAAAAAAUGUUUUGAAGAAGUUAUGUGAAAGCGACAAAGAUGUUAUCCGGAAAAAUGAUGAAUCAUUUAAACCUUUGAAACUUCUAACAGAAAUGAUUGAGAACUCAGAAGGCCGAUUGGAUAUUUAUGGACCAGCCGACAAAUUAUUGAAAGAUCUUCGAAAAUUCCUUGUGUUCCAACAAAAUUUCGAUUUUCUUGGUUUUCCCAAUCAAAUGGUUUAUGGAUAUAAAACACAACGAUUCGUUGAUCAAAAAAACAAGGAUUAUUUGCCGAAAACCAGUAUUUUCUGCUUAAUUUAUUUAAGCAUUCGAGACAAAUGUGAUGAAAAUGAAGAAGUUUGUAUGACACUUAUUGAAUCAUUUGGAAAUCGAGUUUAUCGAAAUCUGAAAAAUUGCUAUGAAUUGGUGUCAAAUGAAGUUGGAAAUGAAGUGUUGAAGAAAUUGAAGGAUUUUCAAUUUUUGGCAAAAGUGGUUUGUUUUUUUAAAAAAUGCUAUUUCAAAAAAGUAUCGCAACCUUAUGAAGGUUUAGAGAGAUAAUUGACAAUUUUUGGAUUUUUAUGCUAAAAAAUUGAAUUUUCAAUUCAUAACCUACUUUGUUUUCAGAAUCUCGAAGUUCAAAAUGCUCAUCUUCGUUUAUCUGAAUACAAUAUCGACAAAUUUUUCGAGAAUCUUGUCCAAUUUUACGAUUCAGAAUAUGAUCAAGAAUUUCUGAAUCGCUUGAGAAAUCAUCUGAUCAGUUUGCAGAAAACGAAACCAAUUCAAUCAGAUAUGCAUUUUUAUCAAAUGAUUUAUGCAACUCAUAUUUGUUACACAAUAUUUUGUCAAAACCUCAUUCAAGCUUUUCCAUAUGUUUUUCAACCAUUUGAUCGACUUACAAUGGUAGUUUUCUGUUAAAAAUUCUGAAAUUCUGCUCCUAAAUCAAUAAAUUUUUGUUCAGGAUAAAUCAAUGCAUUUUCCAAUAAUUCAACAAUUUUCGGAUAAUGGUGUUCGAUUUUAUAUGACAAAUGAAUGGAAAGCUGCCGCAAUUUAUCAAAAAGGUCUUCAAAUUCCGAUGGAAACUGAAGAAGAACGCAAAAAAUAUGGAAUUUUGAAUACAGUUUCUGUCACACGGUUUACUGAAGUUUGUCGGAAAGCAAAAUAUAAUUCAGACAGUAUUUGUGUAUGUUUUUUUAAAGCUGUUUUUGUAUUCGAGUCAAAAUCUACUAGAAAUCAUAAUUUUCUUUUCAAAGUUAAUUUCCACAAAAAUAAAAACCGAAUUUCAGAAAAUCGACCAAAGUUAUAAAAGAACAACAAGUGGAAUUGCAAUUCCAAUCAUUUCGCAUUUCGGAACACAUUGUAAAUUGGCAAUCGAUGUUUUCAAUGAGAUUUUCGAAAUAUUCUCAAUCGAAUUUCGAUGGUUUGAUUCAACUGAUCAAAAAGAUAUUGGAAAAAUCAAUAAUUGGUUUGAAGAAUUGGGAGAAGUAUUUAGUGAAACGAAAAAAUCGAAAUAUUUGAUUGAGUUAUGGAAAAUUGAUGAAUUGAAAGAAAAAGCAUAUAAAGAAAUGGAAAAAUAUGUGAAAAAACCGAAAUAUGAAAUUGAAAAUAAAAUAUUUUCGAAGAAAGAAGAAAUUCGAAAAGAAUUGGAGAAAUUAUAUGGAAACAAAAUGGAACAUGAAUUAUGGGAAAAAGAAUAUUUGAAAAUUAUUCGAGAAUCAAAUAAUCGAAAUAUUACAAAAGGAGAUAUUAUGAGAAUAUAUAAUUCAUAUCUAAAACAUCAAUUUAUUCAAAAUAAUUCGAAAUUUCAAAAAUUCUUUCAUAAUCAAUUGGAUUGUAUUAUUGAUGAUGGAUUUAGUUGUGAUUGUUCUUAUUCUUCACAAAAAUCUGAAAAAAUGAAUGAGAAAAUUGAAAUAAUGAAAUUAGAAGAAAUCAAUCAUCGAUAUAUUUCAUUUCUAAAUAAUCAUAUUUUCUUUAUUUUCACAAAAAAUGGACAAAGUUAUUAUGAUAAUGAUAGUUGUAUCAAAAGAUGUCUCGAUUUUAUGAUUUCGAAAUUUCCGAAAAAAUCGAAGGAACUGAUUGGAAUUAUAUUCAAAUAUGAAAUCGAGAAAAUCGAAAAAAUGAAGAGAAAUGUUAUUUAUUUGACUGGAAAUGAAUAUGAACAAUAUCAAAAUGAAAUUAUAUUAUUUUUCGAUAAUUUUUUGAUGAAAAACGAAACUUUAGAAGAAAAAGAAAUGGAUAUUCGAGAAGCCAGAAAAUUGUUAAAAGAAAAAUAUGGAAGUCUUGAAAUUAUCGAUGAAAUCGAAGAAGAAAUCAAAAAAUCACCAAAUAUUGUGAAAAUAAUAAUAACUGCAAAACAAUUAGUUGAUGAAUGUUUUGAAAGAAUUAAAAGUUUGAAAGAUUAUUAUCGAAUAAAUUCGAAUCGAAAAAUAAUAUUAAGACAUAUGUGUGAAUGGAGAAUUGAAGAACAAAAUGAAUGGCAUUUAUUUGCACAAGAAGUAUUGGAAGCUGUUGAAAUUAUAUUGGAAAAUGAGCAUCGAUUGGGAUCUAUGAGAGGUAUGAUUUAUUGGCAUACAUAAAAUAGGUCCCCCGAGUCAGUUUUUAAAGUUAGGGUCCCUCCUUGAAAAUUUUCCGAAGUUAAACACCUGCCUCACAUUUUUGAGCGAAUUUUGGUAAAUUAUCAGCAGAAAAUUGGCCAAGUUAGGCACCCUUCCCUUCAGAUUUUUGAAAAAAGUUAAGCCCCUCACCCCGAUUCAGGGGACCCAUUUUAUGUAUGUUUAUUGGAUUCAAAGUUUUUUUUUUAAAUUUGAAUUAUUUUCAGCACAAAUCGAAAAAUGGCGAAAUACUUGGAAUUGUUCACUUUCAUCAUCUUCUUCUUCUAAUGGUCAUUUUUCAAUAAUUCAAGUGAAGUUACUCGAAACAAUUCUAAAAGUUGUUGGAAUCAAUGGCUCGAAAAUCAUAUUAGUACCAGAAAUUGGAUAUUGUCGAAGUUUGAUUGAAAUUCCAUUAACAAUGGGUUAUUCAGCUAUGAAAAUUCAGAGUCCUGAUGGAAAAAUGGCAUAUCAUGAAUAUCAUGUGAGUUAUUAGGAUGAUUUUUAUUGAAAAGCAUGAGAGAAACCAUUUUUUGUAGGCUUUGUCGAUGAUUUUUCAAUUUGGAGCUUGUGAUAUUUAUUGGGGAAAUGAGGAUCAAAGAGGAUUGAAGAAUAAACAUCGAAAAAAGAUUUUGGAAGAAAUCGCAAAAAUCAAAAAAGGAUAUAGCAGUUUGGAAAUAGUUGAACAAUCAAUGGAAAAAGUGAUGUAUUCAGAAAUUAUGCAAAAAACUCCUAUCACAUUUUUUCAUAACAAAAAACAUAGUUUUGAGAUUAGUACCAAUCAAUUGUCUGUAUUUUCAAAGUUAUCGAAAAUGAGAAGUGGUUUUCCAUUGGGAUAUAAUAUUUCGGCCGUUUUUUCGAGAUUUGUUUUUACAUUUCAUUGGUUGGAUUUUAUUGUUAGAGAUCGAGAUAAUCGAGAAUUGACUCGGCCAAAAAACGACAUAGCUCGGGGCGAGUCGCUACACUUUUUGUCGAGACUCGUUUUGCGGCGAGUCGCCCCAAGCUUGCCUCAAAAUCGGCGAGUUCCGGGCAACUUGCCGCGAAUGUAGCGUGUUCCGGGCGAGUUGCUGAAUAGCGGGGCGAAAACGGGGCAAGUCGCUACACGCUCGGGCGAGUCGCCCGAGGCUCGCCCGAAGUGCCUCGGGCCAGUCGCCCCAAACGUGUAGCGACUCCGCCCAGAUCGGUAGCGACCUCGCCGUUUUCUGACCGAGGAGGACGAAAAUUUUGAAGGCUUUUACGGUUAAUUAUCCGAUUUUGGCGUUGAGAAAUUCGGCAGAGUUUUGGGAAGCGAGAUUGAAUAGAAGUUAUCCAUUUAAUAUUGAAGCGAUUAAUGAAUGUAUUCGAAUUGAAAAUGAAAAUGAGGCGAUUAAUUAUGAAAGUAGAAAAACAGGUUAGAAAAAUAUUUUGAAUUAAUUUUUUUAAAAUAAUCCCAAAUUAUUCUUCUUUUGGAGCUUGAAAUUAAUUGCAAAAAUUUCAAAAUUCAUUUUUUCCAUCGCAAAAAUUUGCUAUUUUUGCUAUGGAAUUUUUGAGCUGAUAAUUUUCAGCUUUCCAGAUUUUUUGGCUCCAAAAUUUGAAAAAUAAUUUAAAUCUCAAAAAUCUUCCAGGCUUCGUCAUUAAUCAUUAUUUCUUCGAUGAUGAUGAUUGUUUGGGAAUGACAUAUAAACAGAAAAAAGAAGCACCGCCCAAAAAAUCAAUAAAAAUCGAGAAAAAUGUGGAUGAAAGUCUUGCAAAUAUUUUAGGAAUUUUACCGUAAGUUAUUAAUCUAAUUUUUAAUUUACAGUUUAAAAAAAUCAUAAAAUUCACAGAGAAGUAGUUGAAUUGCACACAUCUCCAAUUUAUCAGUCAAUUUCGAAACUCUGGGAAAAAUUUGAAAUGGUUUUAAGUGAUGAAUAUGAUAUGAAAUAUGCCAGAAUACUUUUGAAAAAAUUGAAAACUCCUGAAAUUUGGCAAAUUGUUGAGAAAAAACUGGCGGAAUUUAUGGAUUUUGAUGAUUUUAAAGGAAAUGUUCGAAUUUAUCGCAUUAAAAUGGAGACGAAAAAAGAGGAUCCGAAACCUGUUGAAAAAGCGAAAAUCGAAACGAAAAUUGAAAUUGAGACAAAAAUUGUGGAAAAUUGCGAAAAAUGUCGGGAAAUAAAUGAGGAAAUGAGAGAAUAUUCGAGAAAAUUGAGAGAUUUUGAACGAAAUUUGGAGGAAAAUUCGAAGAAAAUUGAGGAAAAUGAAAGAGAAUGUGAGAUAAUGAGAGAACAAAUUGAUAAAAAUAUGGAAAAAUAUGAGGAUGAAAUUGGAAAAAUGAAAGAGGAUUUGAGGAAAAAAGAAGAAAAAAUUGGAGAAAUUUGAAAAUGAAAUUGAAGAAUAUCAAAAAGAUUUGAAAAAUCAACGAAUCAAUUUAUAUUCAGAUAUUAGGAAAGGAGAAAGAUUGUGAGUUUUUUCUGGGAUUUUGAAAUUUUCGGUUUGGAAAAUUGUUUUGUUGAAAAUAAAUGGAAAUAUCGGAAAAAUUUGAUUUGAUUCAGAAAUUAAUUACGAAAAAGUUCACUGUUUCAAAUAUUCCUCAAUGUUUUUUUGAAAUUCUCUAAAAUAUUAUGUUUUGUCGUCUAUUUCCAGGAUAAAUGAAAAGAUGAAAUCGAUCAAAGCAAGUCUGGAAAACUCGAAAUUUUCGGACAAAAACAAGCAAAAGCGAAUCGAGGAAUUGUUGAAAAAGAAUAGCGAUUUGAAGACGAGAAUAUUCAUUGAAAAUGAGUUAGUUAAUUCCUUUUUUUUCUUAUAAAAAUGUUCAUUUUUUCCAGAAACACAUUCUAUUUGCAACAGGAGGAAUUUUGA